AUGCUCAAUACAAACCUUGUUGUGCCCGUGGUGCUGUGGGGACCCAACACACCAACACACUGUGUUUCGAGCGUGUUUUUGUCACGGGAUCAGAAAAUCCUCGCGACGGGCUGCUACGAUGGACAGAUUUGUUUAUGGCAAGUGGACCCCGAUACGCUGCAGAUGACACCGCGGUGUCUUCUGGUCGGUCACACCGCACCCGUGCUGUGCCUGACCCGGGCAUCGAUUAUACAGGAUAAUAACUUUCUCGUAAGCUCUUCGGAAAAUGGGGAAAUGUGCACAUGGGACUUGGUGGACGGUAAAUGUACGGAGAGUAUCAAAAUGCCGCAAGUCCACACGAACAUCCAGGCCUACCACAUGGCAAAUUGCGACGAUAUUCGGCUCUUCUGUAAUGGUUACUAUGCGGAGAUCAUGGUAAUGGAUCCGUUCAGCCUAGAGGUGCUGUUUUGUCUCAGUUCGAAAGUGAAUCCUGAUUGGAUAUCGGCGUUGCACGUGUUGCGACCUUCGAAGCGCAAGGACGACGUUGUCCUGGCAAUCACAACCACCGGCACGGUCAAGGUUUGGACUCUGCUCGGCAACGAGAAUAAGUAUUCGGAGCCAAUUUACGAGAACGAAUCGAAGCAGAUACGCUGCCUUAACGCAAUCACCAUGAACUGUUGCUCGCAAAACCAGCGAACGGUUCUGAUCGUUUGUGCAAAGUACUGGCAGAUAUACGAUGCAGGAGAUUUCACCGUGCUGUGCAGCGUCAUCUCACCGUCCGGUGAACGCUGGAUGGGAGGCGAUUUUCUCUCCAACGAUCGUGUCAUACUUUGGUCAGACGAAGGAAAGGGCUAUUUGUUUCGCCUGCCGGCGAACAGUAUUCCGGACAACAAGGAUUUUCACGGCCCCUCGGUAGGCAAGGACUCCCCGUUUCUGUACUGCAUCCUAUCGCAGAUGGGAGAAAAGCCGCUCUCCUGUCCACCAACUAUGAAACUGGUCACGUCGAACCGUGGAGGAAAAACCCAAAAGUACUUGCUGCGUGGCGACUCCGAGGGAUACGUCAACAUAUGGGACGUGCCAGAUAUUACGUUGGAGCAGAUUAAACAAAUUCAAAACCAAAAGCAACAUCCCGCAACUUUGGAGGCCACGAUUUGCACCUCUCUGCUCGAAGCGUGGAAUAAAAUGAAUCCGCUACCGGCUGGCAUUUUGGACCAACUGUACCGAAAUAGUGAACCGUUAGUGAAACUGACGGCCAGCAUUUACCUUCCCCAACAAAGUCGCUUAGUAGUAGGACGAGAAGAUGGAAGCAUCAUCAUUGUGCCGGCAACGCAAACUGUUAUGUUGCACUUGCUGCAUGGAAACCACCAGCAAUACAGUGAUUGGCCGCCGCACCAAAUCCUUAACGGUCACAGUGGAAGAGUCAAUUGUCUGCUCUGUCCAUCGCUGGCGAACUCUCGCUAUGAUAAAUCCCAUCUCGUAUCGGGUGGCGUUGAUUUCGCCGUGUGUCUUUGGGACCUCUACAGUGGAGCACUCAUUCACAGAUUUUGCGUGCACGCCGGAGAAAUAACCCAGUUGCUUGUUCCACCACCAACGUGCAGCCCGAGAAUUUUAAAAUGCAUCUGUUCGGUGGCAUCGGAUCACUCGGUUACCCUGCUCAGCUUACAAGAGCGUAAAUGCGUUACGCUAGCGAGCCGCCACCUGUUCCCUGUAGUGUCCAUUAAGUGGCGUCCGUUAGACGAUUUCCUGAUUGUUGGAUGCUCCGAUGGAACGGUUUACGUGUGGCAGAUGGAAACAGGGCAUCUGGACCGUGUGUUGCACGGCAUUCUUGCCGAGGAAGUGCUGAAUGCUUGUGAUGAAAACAGUGGCGACACCGGAAGCAGCGCUGGAUCCACUUCAGAAAUGGGGCUCGCUAAUCCGGCGGUUCACUUUUUCAGAGGGCUUAGACAUCGCAACAUAAAUGCAAUUCGGCAUGCCACGCAACGUGGCAUACAUCAGUUGCAGCAGCUUCACGCGCAUAACAAUCAGCACGGAGAUUUCCUGAUGAAGAAUCGCAGUAGCCCUCUUAUUAUUCAAGGAUUGCGUACCAAUCCGAAGGAUGCCGAAAGUCAUAUAUUGUUUUUCGAUAUCGAGGGUCUAAUAUUUGAGCUACAUGCAGAAGAAUAUGCUGCCAUGAGUCCUAAUACGCUAGAGGCCGAAGGGUUGUUAAUUCCAGCAGGAACUGAUAGCCAUUCGUCGGAUGCUGGGAAAAAAAUUUCAGAUUUCUUUGGGCGUGUUAAGAACAAGGCUGGCGACAUGGAAAAAAUACUAAAAGAAAAAGAUAAACACGGCAUUUUAGCUAAAAUGAAGGAAGGCGCGGAGAAUGUCCAAACAAAGGUUCAAGCAAAGCUCGAAAGUGUCGUGAAGAACGUUGGCGAAACAGGCAAAGAUACCGCAGACAUAACGAAGAAAAUAGUUCCCCGCAUGGAAGCUACCCACGUGAUGGAAGUCGCACAGUUGUUACUAUCCCUGAUACACUCCUGGGGACUCGAUCCGCACUUGGACAAAGUGUGCGAAACGCAGUUGGGCCUGUUGAGACCAAUGAUUCCUGUUUCGUUCGGAGUGCUUUCAAAGGGAGGCUACAUGUCACUUUUGCUACCGACCUGGCAGAAUAAUGUAGUAACCAGCUCAACGGCGGAAGAGCUGAAAAGUGCGUCAAUGACUGCCGAACAGUUCCGUCAGGAAGGUCUAACGAAGCUGUUCACUGCUCGGCUACACUGGGAGCUGAGCACAACGCUCACAUCGAACCAUCUCCUAGCAAUGGUCGCCAUGUCCAACACCUUGAUGUCGAUGAACAUGGCCACGUUCGUACCGGAACAGGAGCGCGCCCGCAAACUGCACCGCCAGUCAACGCGUGCAACGUGGACCAACGAGGAAGAGCAGGAAGAGGCGUUCACGCAGCAGCAGGCUCAAAUCAAACAGGGCUGGAGCUUGUUGUCGACGCACCACUGCUUCUUACUGCCGGAGAAAAUUGACGCACUCGAUACCAAUAACUUCAAACGGCCGCAGGUGGAGAUGAUGGCGCGUCGCUGGCAACACCAUUGCCUGGAGAUCAGAGAAGCGGCGCAACAGCUACUGCUCGGCGAGCUGGGUCGGAUGGGUAAGAAGGGUCGGAAACAGUUGGUGGAAAGUUGGGCCCAGUAUCUGCCGCUGUAUACGCACACCGAGCCGAUCGUACAGCAAGCUGCUGCGCCAGGCCAAUCAAACGCAGGCUCGCCCUCAUCCAGCCCUACCGGCCCUCCGAUGGAGCACGAAGAAGAAUCGGAAGAAGAGGAAGAGGUGGUCCGCAAACCAUCGAGCUUGGCGGAGCUGAAACGUAAGCAGACGACGGCCGUCGUUUUGCUCGGUGUGAUCGGUGCCGAGUUCGGGCAGGAUAUAUCGUCCUCGGACGGAAAGCGUAGCAACGACAAUCGUCGCAAAAGUUCCGUCGUCGAAGGUUUUGGCAUUGGCAACAAUAAUCUGGCCCGCUCCACGUCGAUGGCCCUUACGCAUCUUUUGCUAGCGCCAGCCACGCCGAAGCUGCCGGCGUACACCCCGUUGCGGCGGGCAGCUAUUGAUUUGAUUGGCCGCGGGUUUACCGUUUGGGAGCCGUACAUUGAUGUGAGCAAGGUGCUGCUUGGGUUGCUUGAGAUGUGCUGCGACUCAAACCGGCUGAUUCCGAGCCUGAACUACAAGCUGCCCCUGACGCCGCAGGCCGAUGCAUGCCGGACGGCGCGCCAUGCUCUGAGGCUGAUUGCGACGGCCAGACCGGCUGCCUUCAUCACGACAAUGGCCCGCGAAGUGGCACGCUAUAACACGCUGCAACAAAAUGCGCAAGCGAUAAGCGUCCCCAUCACGCAAUCGGUGCUCCAUCGGGCCAAGCGGGAGAUUCUGCAGUGCGUCGAAAUGCUUAUCGAUAAGAUGCAAACGGAGAUUGCAAAUCUGCUCGUUGAGGUGAUGGACAUUACAUUACACUGUGUGGAUUCGGGUGACCUUAAAACCAAGGGUCUUGCUGAGGUUAGUCCUCUAAUGUGCAAAUUCAAUCAGGUCUCACACUGCAGCGCAUCACGCCGUAUUGCCGUUGGCGCCAACAACGGCCAUUUGGCCAUCUACGAGCUCCGGCAGAAUAAGUGUCAGAUGAUUCCUGCGCAUACGAAACCGGUAACAGCGCUAGCGUUCAGCCCCGAUGGUAAAUUUCUGGUGAGCUACUCGUGUACGGAAAAUCGCCUAUCCUUUUGGCAAACCAGUGCCGGCAUGUUCGGUCUCGGUCAGUCACAGACGCGGUGCAUCAAGGGUUAUUCGACUGCCCCGAUACCGGACAUUGCGCGCCUCAAUCCGAUGCGCUUGGCUAAGCUGAUAUGGAUUAACAAUCGGACCGUUACGCUGAUGCUGGCUGAUGGUUCAGAGACCCGGUUCAACGUGUAAGUGCGUACCAACCAAGGAGGACUAAGAUUGCUGGCCUCUGAGCCUCCGACAGUCGGAUGAAGGACGUGACUUUGUUGCAGAUGAAUUGUUAUUUUUUUCUUUGUUGAGUUAUUGGUAUGUUUCUGUUACCUCUUUUAAUGGUUGUUUGAUUAGCGGAUAAAUUAGAAAAAAACUGAACGUUACAGUCUUAAAAUGUGCAGCAUCAUAGCUUUUAAUUUUUAUGCCCCAGAAGUAUGGAUGAGGUAAGCUUUCUCACAGUUUUGGUGAAGGGAACACUUUUAGGACUGGUCGCUAGCUACUGGACGAAAUUACACUAAGGGAUUUUGGAUGGCUGAUUCCGGAGAACAGGGCGGCCGAAAAUGUUUUCCUUUCCUGAUGGUUCCACGGAUAACAGCAUGUUACUGGCGAGAAGUGGCGAUCGAAGAGAACACAAAGUCGGUCGGUGAAAUGGUAGAGCCGUUCUCUUCCAAAAAAGGCACUACAUUUCCGUUGAUCAGAUUAUGCCCAUGGUGAGCUUAUAUAAUUAUGCAAAUUCGAUUGUGUUUCGCUUCCUUUUCGCACCGAACGGAACUCUGCGAUUAUCUCCUGCUGAGCGCGAAUGCGGAGCGCGCAUGGUCCAAUCGUUAUUUCAUCUUCUCUGGAUGACCCAUAUAUUUUUUAUUUAUUGGUUUUUGGAUUGUCUUCACCUUGCGCUCCGGUCGCGAUGUGAUGUUUCCUGGGUCCGCCGGGAAAGGGAAUGGGUCCGCUCGAAGGUUUUUGUGUGUGAUGUGAUCUGCGGAAGGUUAGCCGCCACCUAGCGUGACCCAGAUCAUCGGCCAACCAUUGAACGGAUGUCUGUUGGCCAAUCUUUAGCGCUUCCUUCAUAAUUUUCAGCACCAACUCUGACACGGGCGAUAAAAACGAAUAACGAAUAAUCGAAGUAUUAUUAAAGAUAUUUGUGGACGGAAGUAGGUCUUAAACCUUGCCACGGCCGAACCCUAUCAUCGUUGUUUUUUGUCAAUUUUGUUCAUAUGCCUAAUACCUAACCGUAGGGUUUUAAUUUACAAUAGUUUCUACUGCGCCGUUCCACUGGGUUUAUACUAUACUUAUAAUGAAAAUAAAGUGAAACACGAAAAGCCAUUAAACUCAACGAUAAUAAGCAAAGAGUGUAAGCUAUGCAAUAUAUAUAGUAUGUUAAAGUAUUCCUCUAUCGUGAACAGGUCCGUUGGAGUAAAAAGUUCAAUACCAUUGUGCAGAUAUACACCUAUACAACAAUAAUGAAGUUAUUUAACUUAUUUGUUAGCCUGAGGCGAAUAAUAAA
Messenger RNA from Anopheles cruzii, 5719 nucleotides. RefSeq names its product WD repeat-containing protein 7 (gene Rbcn-3B). Lineage: Eukaryota; Metazoa; Arthropoda; Insecta; Diptera; Culicidae. Gene Ontology annotation, cellular component: cytoplasm. The record is from RefSeq and is a predicted model, not a curated record. Bases 1 to 4419 code for a protein of 1472 amino acids. The transcript is spliced from 14 exons. Gene Ontology annotation, molecular function: protein binding.